Molecule: messenger RNA, 328 nt
Organism: Anopheles nili
Lineage: Eukaryota; Metazoa; Arthropoda; Insecta; Diptera; Culicidae
Product: vacuolar ATPase assembly integral membrane protein VMA21 homolog
Exons: 2
Coding region: 1-324 (107 amino acids)
Biological process (GO): vacuolar proton-transporting V-type ATPase complex assembly
Cellular component (GO): endoplasmic reticulum membrane
Source: RefSeq, a predicted model, not a curated record
AUGUCGAAAUCUAAGUUGAACAAAAACACUAUCUCGAAAGCGGAGCAACGUGCUGAGUAUCGAACGUUCAAGACGGUGUUCUUUUACUGUAUUUUAAUUAUCACGCUUCCAGUGCUCACGUUCUUCUCGUCGAAAUAUUGGCUUUUCGAUGGACUGCUGCAGCUAUCCAGUGUAGCAAGCAACAUAUAUUCGGCCGUGAGCGCUGUUGUUGCACUUCAUGUAGCUCUAUUCUUGUUUAUCUAUAAAGCGUACUUUGCUAACAGUCACGAAAGCAGUACUGAAAGUAGUACUCGCAGGGAAAAACUUCCUCAAAAGGAAGAAUAAAAUA